AAAAAAACCCCACACGGCUCGGAAUGGACGCACGUUCUGAACGGCAGCGAUGUUUCUGGAAUUUCAGCUCCUCAUUAAUUACCUUCAUUUUCAAACUGACCCUCACGUGCGAAUUAGAAAUAACGGUUUUUAUUUUUUAUUUUUUUAUUUGUAAACUGAAAGUUAAUUAGAGCUCGAGCUCGCUCUCUCCGGUGCUGGGCAAUCACACGCGUACAGAGUGAUUAGUUCUAUUUUAUAUUAUAAUUAUUCAGGACUUAUCCCGGGGGUAGUGUUUAUUAUUAUUAUUAUUAUUAUUAUUAUUAUUUAUUUGAUGAGACAUUGUGUUGGAGGGAUUUUUCCUGGACUGAAGGAUGUGAAGUUGAGCGGAGAGUAGAGUUCAGCCCUGAGGAUGAUGUGACAGUCUUCAUCUCUAAAUCCUGAUUUUUUCCCCCUUUUUUCUCUUUCUGUGGUGUUUUUUUUUUUUUUUUUGGCACCUGGAUGGAGGUUUUGUCCACCAUGCUGUGCUCCUGGGUUCUGCUGUCCGGCGUCAUGCUUCUAGGAGUUGCAGAAAGCCGAAUCCCAGAGACGCUCCCGCGUUACUCCUCCUCGCCCACCUACCUGCCCGUCAAUUACCAGCUCCUCAACUCCGAGUCGUCGUUCUUGCUGAAGGAGGCCACGCAGGACUUCAUGCGCAACUCGAGCUUCCUCUCGAGGACCGAACCCUUCUUCAUCCACCAGGCCAGGAAACCUCCAACCCUCAGAGCCAGCUACGGCUCGCUCUCAGUGGAGCAGCCCGUUCCUCCGGAGCUCCUCCAGCCUCCAGGCUCUUUCAUCACCUCCUCCACGCUCUUCACCUUCAACUGGAAGGUUCAGACCUUCAUCCUGAGACAGAAGAUCCACCUGGACAAGCCCAGGAUCCAGGUGCUGUUCUACAUCUCUGGGAGGGACUGGGACGACUACAGCGUGGUGGACAAACUGCCCUGCGUGCGUAUGUUCGCGUUCCACGAAACGCAGGAAGUACGCGGGAGCUGCCGGCUGCAGGGGGAGCUGGGAGUGUGCGUCGCUGAGCUGGAGCCUCCCACAUCGUGGUUCGCUCCGCCCACCGUCAUUCCCGGACGGCAAAAAAUCUCGGAUCUUCCCGAGGGAAACCAAGUGGCGCUUUAUUACUCUCUGCGGUCAGCACAAAACGGACAGUGCCUCGGAAAGGAUCCGGGGUUCAGGAAUCCCGGCCAGCCGGGAAGCCAGGAAGACUUGUUCGGAUCUACCACGUCGACUCCGAUGAAGAGGAUCGGAACCGUGAGGUUGUUUAGGACUCCCGCCGACCCGGAAUUAUCCGAACAGAGAGUGGACGGGAAUUUUGCGGUGCUCGUGCCAUCAGCGCCGGUCCGGCCCAGGGAAAGCGUAUCGGCUUACGUCGCCGUUUCUCCCUACUCACCCGUGGAAAUGUUCACUUUGAGGUAA
Messenger RNA from Ictalurus furcatus (blue catfish), 1440 nucleotides. RefSeq names its product transmembrane protein 132C-like. NCBI's taxonomy places the organism in Eukaryota, Metazoa, Chordata, Actinopteri, Siluriformes, Ictaluridae. The transcript has 2 exons. The record is from RefSeq and is a predicted model, not a curated record. The coding region runs from base 478 to 1440 and encodes 320 amino acids.